AUGGUAGUCCGGACGCCUAAGGUGGCUAUAAACCAGCCUGGCGUUAUUGCAGCUCCACUACUUGUCGAUCGCGACCCGACAUCCAAUCCUGGAGGGCCCACUAUUGGCUCAGGCACUCAGUAUUUCGUGGGAUCGUUUGAUGGAACCACGUUCACAGUGGAUGCGAAUAAUGUGUCUGCGGCCGUCGACGUACCGCCCGAUAGUUCCACUAUUGAUGGCGACUUUGUUGGAAUCACACCUGUGACGGGCGAGGACGCUGAUAGCAAUGUAUUGGACACGUACUUCAGUGGAGAUACCAAUACUGGGACAGUAACAUCCGAAUCCUUCGUCAUCAAUGAAGCUUUUAUCAAUUUUCGAAUCGCUGGUGGGUAUCACCCAUACAAUCCCUCCACCUACGGCACCGCAAACGAUACAGAGACCUCUCUCAAUCUGAAGGUGGAGGGUGAGGUCGUCCGCAGUGCUACCGGUCAAAAUUCUGCAGCUUUGUUGUGGCAAGGUUGGGACGUGAGAAAUUUCAUCAACCGAACUGCAGUGCUCGGGAUCGCAGAUUUCAAUACAGGCACGGAAGGCUGGGGCCACAUCAUCGUGGGGGAGAUUGUCUUGUCCGAGUCACUUGCUCAAGACCGGAAGGCAAACUGGAUAGACCUCGGUCCAGACUUCUACGCUGCCGCGACUUACAACGGACUCCCCGAGUAUGAGCGGGUUGCUGUUGGUUGGGCUAACAAUUGGGUCUACGGAGCUGAUAUUCCAACGAACCCUUGGCGAAGCUCCAUGUCCGUGAUGCGCAAGUAUUUCCUCGCCACUAUUGACUCCAAAGUCACACUUGUGCAGGAACCUUAUAGCCUAGCACCCAUAGAAAAGUCGCCGGUCAUGUCUGCGGGCAGUUACACUGCUCAGGGAGAUUCUAUUCGACGUCUCGUUCGGUCAAACGAGGACGGUUCGAAGGCAACCGUGAUUGGUUACGAUGCCGCAACGCAGCAGCUCUUUGUUGAUCGAACAAAUUUGGGAGAUGUCAGCUUUAACACUGUUUUUCCAGGUAUCUAUUAUGCAGCGUUGACGCCGGAUACACGGGGUAAAGUGACACUCCGUGUGCUGGUUGAUUGGUCUUUAGUGGAGGUAUUUGGAGGCCAGGGUGAAAGCGUAAUUACCGCGCAGAUCUUUCCCAAGUGA
Molecule: messenger RNA, 1170 nt
Organism: Aspergillus udagawae
Lineage: Eukaryota; Fungi; Ascomycota; Eurotiomycetes; Eurotiales; Aspergillaceae
Exons: 4
Coding region: 1-1170 (389 amino acids)
Biological process (GO): sucrose catabolic process
Molecular function (GO): sucrose alpha-glucosidase activity
Source: RefSeq, a predicted model, not a curated record